AUGACGCACAAUGGAUACCUCCUCAAACAAGAGGCAUCGAUUAUAAAUGAAGUUGCAUUGGAGAAGGAAGUGGACGAGAUACAAGAAUUGUACAAACGGUCUUCCAAUCCCAAAGAUUUAUAUGAAUUAAUCGACAAGAUUGACAAUGUGGUAUCUCACAUCGAUAAUGACCUUGAUAAUUAUACAACCAUUAAACAAAAGAAGCUUCAACAAGAUAUAACGAAUAUAGAAUUGAUUAGAGCAACCAGGCUAUCCAGUACAAUUACUCAUUCGAAUGAACUUUCCCAAUUAUUCCAGGUAGCUAAUGAUUUAGGUCAUUCUUUGACUUAUAAGAUUAAGUCAUUAGAUGAAGAAAUUGGGAAUGUUGAUAAGACUUUAGAUUUUGUUAAGAAUAUUCAAUUACUUAAGAAUAAUAUAAAUCAGGCUCAUUAUGCUAUAGAACAUAAUAAUUGGGAGUUAGCUGCUCAAUGUAUUCAUAAAAUCACAUCUAAUUUACCCAGGGAAUUAAUUGAUGGGAAGUUUGCCUCGGUGGUUAUACCUUCCACUGACAUACCUGAACUUCCUCACGUAGCUAUUGAAAAAUGGAUUAAGAAAUUAACAAACGUAUUCAAAGAUAAGUUUAAUGAAGCUGCGCAAGCAAGAAAUGUAGAGCACUUGACGAAAUAUUUCCAAUUGUUUCCAAUGAUAGGUCAAGAAGAAAUCGGUUUGAAUUGUUAUUCGAAAUUCAUUUGUGAGAUUAUAAACGAAACCCUGAAGAGUUUAAUUUCAAGAACGAACGAUGUUAACCCUGAUGAUUUGAUUCCUGGGGUGUUUGCUACUAUCACCAUGCAGUUGUUCGAAAGCAUAUCAAUGAUGUUAUCCCAACAUGGUCCUUUGAUUAAACGAUACUAUAGUUCAACAUAUCCAGGAGCCCUUUCUUAUGUUAUUACCAAAAUACAGCGAGAAAUAGAUAUGCAGAUUGGGAUCAUUUCUGAUACUUUCUAUGAUAUGAGAAGACUUGAUAAAUACUUUCAAGAUAUUAGUUUGUACAAUUUCCCCAUCUUGGCAGCAAGACAAAAUCAAUUAAGAGAACAAUCCAAUGAAUCACGAAAACUGGGAGAAUAUUUCGAUACAAGUAUGGAGAUAAAUGAUAAUGAUUUAGUUCCAAUUAGACAUAUUGGUGAUAUGCUACUGGAAUUAGCCAGUAUUUUCCAUCAUUGGUCAAUGUAUUGUAAAUUUAUUACCAUCAAAUAUUUCAAUACUCAACAAGAAGGGUCUGAAUUGUUAUCUCUACCGGAUUUAAUAUCAAAAUCUAACUUUACAAAGAAAAUAAAUGAAAAGUUACUUCCAUCCCUUGAAACACUUCAUAAGUUCUACUUCCGUAGAUCUUUAGAAAAAGCAAUAACAAUUGAAGAAAUGCCCUCGUUAGAUUCAUAUCUCGUCUACCAUCCUUCUCCAGAAAGAUUAGUCUUUCCUGAACAAGUCCCUUGUUCAUCCGUAAUUGAAGAUUUAACAUUAAUCCUAAACACAACCCUUAGAAAUAUCAUCGAUUCAGGAAUACCUUCAUCUGUCAAAACAUUCAUCAAUGAAAGCUUUUUAGUUAUUCAAUCAGAUUUAAUCAACGGAUUCUUUAUUAAGAACUUAAACGACAAUCAACCACGUUAUAACCAAACAUUAUCAUUACUUGCUGCUGGUGAAGGUUCACAUGCCGCUUCUGGAGGUCCUCCUUCUCCUGGUGUAUCUCGUAGCCUGACACCAGAUCCAGGUGCUGUCGGUAUGGGAUUCCUCAAGGGUGCGGCAACUAGUGCAUUGGGAAGUGUGGUGAGUGGAUCUGGUGCGAUUGUGGGAAGUCUUCAAACAGCACCUAAUAAUCCCAAAUUACUUAAUUUUAUAAUCUAUUUGAAUACAGUUGCGAUGGCUCAAGAAUAUUUUGGGAAAGUAUUUGAUAAGAUCUUAAAAUCAGAUCAAUAUUAUUUGAAGAAUAGUUUCCCAUUUGGGAAAGAUAAAGAUAAGAUUGAAACUAUUUUAAAGAAUGAUUUCUUGGAUCCAUUUAUGAGUAUUACAAAUAAAAUCAUUGCCGAAAGUUUGGUUAAUCUUUAUAAUCAAUCCAUUAAGAGUAAAUUAAUUGCUCUUGUGAAUGAAUUCUUACCUGAAUCCAAUGAAAAUUAUAUUAUAUAUUCCUCGGCUUCUUUGAAUGAUCCAAGCACAUUACUUAAAUUUACUGCCAAUUGGCAAGCUUUGAUUAAACCAUAUGUUCAAACUUGUCAUAAGUCAUUAAUUUUUGAUAAAUUGUUGAGACUUAUAGUUAUUAAUUUAUCCAAUUUAAUAGAGAAGAAAUUAAUGGUUUCAUUAAAGAAAUUCAAGAUUAAUGAAUUGGGUUCGAUUAAAUUAGAGAAAGAUUUAUCAUAUUUGAUUAAUCAAGUAUGUGCUGAUAAUUAUCCAUUAAGAGAAAAGUUUGUUAGAAUAACUCAGAUUGUUUUACUUGUGGGGAUGGAUGAUGAAGAAUAUGAUGAAAGCUAUCAGCAUGUGGCCAUCUCCAAAAAGAUAAAUGGUGGUGAUGAAGAAGAUGAAAUGGAUUUGGAAGAGAAUUUGGGGAUAAAUUGGGUUCUUACACCUCAAGAAAGGAAUCAAAUUCGAAAAUAUAGAGUUUAG
Molecule: messenger RNA, 2631 nt
Organism: Hemisphaericaspora subhashii
Lineage: Eukaryota; Fungi; Ascomycota; Pichiomycetes; Serinales; Debaryomycetaceae
Gene: COG4
Product: Golgi transport complex subunit
Exons: 1
Coding region: 1-2631 (876 amino acids)
Source: RefSeq, a predicted model, not a curated record